Molecule: messenger RNA, 1314 nt
Organism: Huiozyma naganishii CBS 8797
Lineage: Eukaryota; Fungi; Ascomycota; Saccharomycetes; Saccharomycetales; Saccharomycetaceae
Gene: ENO2
Product: phosphopyruvate hydratase ENO2
Exons: 1
Coding region: 1-1314 (437 amino acids)
Biological process (GO): glycolytic process
Cellular component (GO): phosphopyruvate hydratase complex
Molecular function (GO): phosphopyruvate hydratase activity; magnesium ion binding
Source: RefSeq, a predicted model, not a curated record
AUGGCUAUCUCGAAAGUUUACGCUAGGUCUGUCUACGACUCCCGUGGUAACCCAACUGUCGAAGUUGAAUUGACCACCGACAAGGGCUGUUUCAGAGCCAUUGUUCCAUCUGGUGCCUCCACCGGUAUCCACGAAGCUUUGGAAAUGAGAGACGGUGACAAGUCCAAGUGGAUGGGUAAGGGUGUUCUAAACGCCGUUAACAACGUCAACUCUGUCAUUGCUCCAGCUUUGGUCAAGGCUAACGUCGACGUCAAGGACCAAAAGGCUGUUGACGACUUCUUGUUGAAGUUGGACGGUACUGCCAACAAGUCCAAGUUGGGUGCCAACGCCAUCUUGGGUGUUUCUCUAGCUGCUGCCAGAGCCGCCGCUGCCGAGAAGAACGUCCCAUUGUACCAACAUUUGGCCGACUUGUCUUCUGCUAAGACUAGCCCAUACGUUCUACCAGUUCCAUUCUUGAACGUUUUGAACGGUGGUUCCCACGCCGGUGGUGCUCUAGCUUUGCAAGAGUUCAUGAUUGCUCCAACUGGUGCCAAGACCUUCGCCGAAGCUUUGAGAAUCGGUUCCGAAGUCUACCACAACUUGAAGUCUUUGACCAAGAAGAGAUACGGUGCUUCUGCCGGUAACGUCGGUGACGAAGGUGGUGUUGCUCCAAACAUUCAAACUGCCGAAGAAGCUUUGGACUUGAUCGUUGACGCCAUCAAGGCCGCUGGCCACGACGGUAAGGUCGAAAUCGGUUUGGACUGUGCCUCCUCCGAAUUCUUCAAGGACGGUAAGUACGACUUGGACUUCAAGAACCCAGAAUCCGACCCAUCCAAGUGGUUGACUGGUCCUCAGCUAGGUGACCUAUACCACUCCUUGAUGAAGAAGUACCCAAUCAUCUCCAUCGAAGAUCCAUUUGCCGAAGAUGACUGGGAAGCCUGGUCUCACUUCUACAAGACCGCUGGUAUCCAGAUUGUCGCCGAUGACUUGACUGUCACCAACCCAGUCAGAAUUGCCACUGCCAUCGAAAAGAAGGCCGCCAACUGUUUGUUGUUGAAGGUUAACCAAAUCGGUACCUUGUCUGAAUCCAUCAAGGCCGCUCAAGACUCCUUCGCCGCCGACUGGGGUGUGAUGGUUUCCCACAGAUCUGGUGAAACCGAAGAUGUCUUCAUCGCUGACUUGGUUGUCGGUUUGAGAACUGGUCAAAUCAAGACCGGUGCUCCAGCCAGAUCCGAGAGAUUGGCCAAGUUGAACCAAAUCUUGAGAAUCGAAGAGGAAUUGGGUGACAAGGCCAUCUACGCCGGUGCCAAGUUCCAACACGGUGACAAGUUGUAA